AUGCACUUGUCUCUGCAAACGCAGCAGCUGUUCUCCGCGUUUUCCGUUUGUCUCAUCACUGAACAUGGAUGUUUCAGUUCCUGCUUACGAGUAGUUUGGUGAAAGGUGGCGGCUGACUUGAGGAAUCCUGCAAGGUGUUCAUGCUGUGCAUUUGAAAAGGAGUGUUUGCAAAAGUUGAAGAAAGUUGGAGACGCGCACUGGUAGCGGGAAACACCUUGCGCUUUCGCCUCGAGACAUCUGGGAAGUGAAGUAGCCGCGGGAAGCAAAUACACGUAAUUGAAAGAAGGGCUUGCAGGUGUGAUUGGAGUGGCGAUGGAGUGGCGUCAGCAGUCUUCAGUCAGCUGUGAGCUUGCAUUCCAGGAGGCUCAAAGGUGGAUUGAGGAAGUGACUAAAAAGAGUUUUGGAAGCAAAUCUUUUCGAGUGGCUUUGGAGGAUGGAGUUCUUCUGUGCGAUCUGAUCAACACACUAAAGCCUGGCAUCAUCAAACGACUUAACAGACUCUCCACUCCUAUUGCAGGCUUGGAUAAUGUGAACGUGUUUCUCAAGGCUUGCAAGAAGCUAGGGCUCAAUGAAGCACAACUAUUCCAUCCUGGAGACCUGCAGGAUGUCUCCACACGUGUGACUGUCAGACGUGAAGAGACAAACAGAAGACUAAAAAAUGUUUUGAUAACUAUAUACUGGUUGGGGAGGAAGGCCCAGUCUGAUCCGUUUUACACCGGACCACAGUUGAACCUGAAAGCCUUUGAAGGUUUACUUGGCAUAGCAUUAUCUAAGGCUCUGGAGGAGUUGGCACAAUCCAGGUUGAGCGUGAGGGACAGUGGGUAUUCGGAAGGCUGGUUCUCUGACCGAGAGGAGCUGUACAGUGUGAAGCAGCCAAGCUACAGGAGGGAGGAUUCAGUGGAGAGCCUAGACUCAGUGGAGUCUCGUGCACUCAGCGUGGCUUCAGACCUCACUCUCAGAGCCGGCAGUGAAGGUUGCUGUAGUGACGCAGAAGCAGAGCAUUUCUUCAGGAUGGCAGAAAGCAGUAAAAGUGGUGCCCCCAUCAGAGAGAAGGCACAUGUGCCGGCUGUCCUGAGGAAGAAAAGGCAGGAUUACCAGCAGGGAAGCAGGAGUUAUGCAGGCCACCUAACCAGUGAAAGUGGGCAUGGCUUAUGCCAUGACCUCCCUCCUGCCUCUGCCUUCCUCCAAUGGGCAAGCAGUUACCAGAGUGACAGUGACUCUGACUCAGACCGGCCUGAAGCAGACCCUGAGCAGGACGACCUAGCAAGUCGCAGAUUUCGCUCCGUAACCUCUGCGGCUCCAGUGAACUUUGCAAUCCCUUCAAAGCCUCAGGGCCCCAGGGUGACCGCUUAUGUGACCCCAAAUGCUGGGAAGUCAUGGCUCACCUUGUCAGAUGCCACACGAUCGAACCAGAGUUUGUCAUCUAUUCCCUCUGAAAAUGGAAGGACAGACUCUGAUUCAGCUAAUUUGGAGGAAGAGUUUCUUCAGCGAGUCCUGAGUAAUGGCACGAGUGACUCUGAUGAGGACAGAGGAUACGCUGAUCCUGUGCUUGAUGAUCUGUAUGCACGUCGAGUGCUUGUCUCUGAGCAUCAGACCUCCAUCAAUGCAAAUUCAGAUAAGUUCCUGCCCAAAUUCUGGACCCCUGAGGAAGACCUACACGUGAGAAAGAUCAGACUAGGGUCACAGCGCAGACCAUGGUAUAAGAAAAUGCAAGGUUUAAGAAGCAAGUCCAUGGGUGACAUCACAUUGGAGCCCAUACCACAGGAAUCUGAUAACAGCUCCAGCUUUGACUCUUUGGGGCCUCUUCAUGUUCACCAGAGGUCUGACGAAGAGCUGAGCCUCGAUCCCUCAGCCUUACAGAGGGUUCAAUACGAGCAGUUGCAGCACAUCCGACAGAGAAUGAAGGAAAAUGAAGCCAAGUGGCAUGAAGAUCUGAGCAGGUGGAAGAGCCGUCGGCGGAGCGCAAACUCAGACCUGCACAAAAAGCUUGAGGAGAGAGAGCAGAUUGAACUCAUCACCACUGCAGGAGGAGCCAGCGGCAUCAGGACUGCACACCUAACUGGAGUGCCAGAGGAGAGUUCCAGCAUGCCUGGACCCAUGAGUGAUGCAGGGUCCAGUGUCAGCAGUUCCGGGUGGUCCACCUCAGCUUCAGGCCUCGCGAAUGGGGCGACUUCUGCUUUGACUCGAGGCACUGUUGUGGAGACCUCUGACUCGGCUCAAAAGUGCACUGGUGUGCUCUCGAGCCAUCCGUCAGCUGUUGUCUCUGAGCAGACUUCUCAGAGCAGCCUGACCGCCGUGGAUGCAGAAAGCGACGAGCAGCAGGGGCCAGACUUCAGCCUUCGCUCCAGUCUCCUGGAGAGCUUUUAUGCAGGUGGAGCACGCAUGUCUGCCACUCUGCCCAGAGGUUUUAGGAGAUCAGAGGGUUGCUCACGUCUCUCCACAGGCGUCACACCACGUCCGUUUGGAGCCAAACCCUCCAAGAUGCCUACCCUGCCCAAAGUUUAUUCUGUGGACGACUCGCAUAAAAGCCUGAUCAGUGGUCACAGAGACCAUUCAGCCGUCCCCUCUUUUCUGGGCGGUCAAGGGAAGGUCACAGCCUCUGCUGGCAAGGGCCACUCUCGUUCAAGCACUCAUCCAAUCAACCCUAAAGAGGAAGAGACCAGAGAUGGAAGGUCAUCAGCACCUCCAAUGAACUCUUAUGCCACUAAAGUGACCAUGACCACGUCUAUCAUCCAAACAUCUCCUCCUGCCAUCUCAGAAAUCAGGGAUGUAAAGGUGGGUCAAAGUGAAAUGCGAGUCUGCUUGAAUCAGAAGCCUAACAGCGGGAGAGACUUUGGAUUCAAGGCUCACUGGGACUCAGUUGGUGCUUAUGUUAAAUCUGUUCAAGCAGGCAGCCCAGCAGAGUUAUAUGGUCUGCUGAUGGGUGAUGAGAUUGUGGCGCUGGGAGGACGCAGGGUGGAUGAAAUGAAUUAUGAGCAGUUCAAAAGCAGCAUGGAAACAGCACAGCAAAAUGGCACUUUAUUGAUGGACAUCCGACGGCACGGCCAGAAUGACUGGGGCAGUGGCCAACCUUCCCUACCAUACCAGAGCCAUAAGAUAAUCAAUUUGACAAGUGCCACUUCAACACUUAUAGGGCGACCUGAGCACUUUGUCCCCAUCAACACAAGCUCAAACUCUUCAGUGGAGACUGUGGGGAAGACACAGGUCAACGGACAGCCUGCCAAUGGAGUACUGUCUAAAAUGAUGAAUGGAAGCAUCCAAGAUAAUGCAGCUGCUGUAAGAAACAAAGGUGGCUCGGAGUCUGACAUCUCUGAUCUUCAGGUUCCCUCCAUCAGCACCACUUCCUCCAGCUGGUCAUGGGAUCAUGAGGAGGAGAGGCGGCGACAGGAGAAAUGGCAGAUGGAACAAGAGCGCCUCCUUCAGGAAAAGUAUCGACGUGAUCAGGAAAAGCUAGAGGAGGAGUGGAGGAGAGCUCAGCAGGAAGUCUAUGGAGAAGAGUACUGUGGUCUUGAGGAGCAGAAAACCCUUGACGUGCUGUCCAAUGGAAACCCUGCCCCUCAUAAUUCACCUCCCUUCUACAACCAGUCGAGUGCCACCUUUUCAGUGACGUUUAAUGAGAAUGUGGCAGCAGCACAGAACAGACAGGCCUGUGUGCAAACAGCAGCAGGACACCAGUCAAUAAAAGCAGAAGACAAGUGUGAUUCACCCACAAAGACUCUGUGCUCAGAGGAGUCCUAUGGGUUUGCCAAGCUUACCGUUUCCGACAGGACAAAGUCAAAAUCUACUCCUGCACUUGAAGCCCUUCACAAACAAGACGCUAAAGAAGGCUGCAGUAAGAAGAAGGGACAGCUGUCGCAGGCAGAGAAGGAGCGUCUGCAGAUCCUGGAUGAGAUGAGGAAGAAGACGCCACUCCACACCGACAGCAGCUGGAUUCGACAGCGCAACGCCAGCAUCAACAAAGAGACCAUCACUGUGGGCACAUCAAUCAGGAGAUAUGAAUCUAUGGACAAUCUCCACACAACUAACUCGUGGUCCAGGCAGUCGUACACUUCCGGUUUGUCCAGCAGACCUCAUUCUGCAUUAGGAAGCAGUGGCUCUUACAGAAGUGGACGCAGCAGCCUGGGCCCCGGAUCAGCCAUCUUCUCUACUGGAGUAAAACUGAACUCAAACACAACUACUCCUGAACCGCCGGGCCUCGAGUCCCGUCCAAACUCUCAGCAGCAGGGCAGGCUGGUCAGUGGCAGGCGGAUGUGCUCGAGGUGCGAGCAGCCGCUGGGGAAGGGAGCUGCCAUGGUCAUCGAUUCCCUGGAGCUCUGCUUUCACAUUGGCUGCUUCAAGUGUGUCAGCUGCAGGACUGAGCUUGGUCGAGGGCCUGAAUCCGGAGCUCAGGUCAGAGUCCGACACAGACAGCUCUUCUGUAACACCUGCUACUGCAGAAUCAGAGUCUGUUCCUCAAUCUCCAAGUGACCAGAAUGCAUUGCAACAGAUCGAAGAGGAGGAGCGCACCACAGAAACAGCCACAGGAAUCGCAACUAUUAACACAACCUAACCACUGAGACUGGCUUUCUAUCCACAGCUUCCACAAUCAAUACACUGAGACUGCUAUUUCUGUGAUUGUUCCCAUAGUAUGACCUCUACGUAGUGAAGAGUUCCGACAUGUUUGAUCAUUGCUGAAACCCCUGAGGUUGUUUCUGUACUGACUGACAUCCACAUAGUAAGAUGCAAUACUGAGCGUUUAUGCAUUCCAUGUGGCAAGUAAUAACAUGUCUACUGUCUCUCUAAGAACUGUUUUAUAUGCUGUUUUUCAUGCUGAAAACUAAUUUGUCUAACAUAUACAGUAUGACUUAAACUUCUUCUUCCUUUAAUAUAGGCUUUCCUCAGAAUUAUUUAAUAAAUGUUGUAGCACACUUUGUUUGGUAA
Messenger RNA from Danio rerio (zebrafish), 4920 nucleotides. RefSeq names its product LIM domain 7b (gene lmo7b). Lineage: Eukaryota; Metazoa; Chordata; Actinopteri; Cypriniformes; Danionidae. Gene Ontology annotation, biological process: regulation of signaling; regulation of cell adhesion. The record is from RefSeq and is marked validated. Gene Ontology annotation, molecular function: cysteine-type deubiquitinase activity.